Molecule: messenger RNA, 3392 nt
Organism: Chelmon rostratus (copperband butterflyfish)
Lineage: Eukaryota; Metazoa; Chordata; Actinopteri; Chaetodontiformes; Chaetodontidae
Gene: tcirg1b
Product: T cell immune regulator 1, ATPase H+ transporting V0 subunit a3b
Exons: 21
Coding region: 142-2619 (825 amino acids)
Biological process (GO): proton transmembrane transport; vacuolar acidification
Cellular component (GO): plasma membrane; vacuolar proton-transporting V-type ATPase complex; vacuolar proton-transporting V-type ATPase, V0 domain
Molecular function (GO): ATPase binding; proton-transporting ATPase activity, rotational mechanism
Source: RefSeq, a predicted model, not a curated record
GUGGAGCCGAAAGCGAGAAGUCACAAACAGGUCUGUUUUGUCCCGGUUAACGGUCACCGCUCUGUCUCCCGGUACGGUGUUGGACAGCCUGAAAUACAGCAGUGAGGUUUCCGGCGGAUUUUAGCCGGUAGACAGGCAACGAUGGGCUCCAUGUUUCGCAGUGAGGAGGUGUGCCUGGUGCAGCUUUUCCUUCAGUCCGGCUCGGCCUACAACUGUGUCAGUGAGCUGGGGGAGCUGGGCCUGGUUGAGUUCCGAGAUUUAAAUCCAAAUGUGAACGCCUUUCAGAGGAAGUUUGUUGGCGAGGUCAGACGAUGUGAGGAACUUGAGAAAACUUUUACCUUCCUGGAACAGGAGAUCAAUCGCUCCCUGUCUCCACCCUUGCAGGGUCCCCUCCCUCCACCAUGCCCUACACCUUUGGCCCCUCAGCCCCGCGAACUCAUCACCAUAGAGGAGGAGUGCGAGAGGCUGGCCAGAGAGCUCAAAGAGGUGUCCAGGAAUAGAGACAGCCUCCGGGCUCAGCUGACCCAGCUCUGUCAGUACCGAGGUGUCCUGACCAGGACACACUCUCUCACAGCCUCACAGGCACCGCCACCUGUACUGGAAAGUCAAGGCCUGUUUGAUAACCGCCAAGAUGUCCACCUCAGUUUUGUGGCAGGAGUGGUCCACCCUUGGAAGGUCCCCUCAUUUGAACGGUUGUUAUGGCGGGCAUGUCGCGGUUAUAUUAUCGUGGAUUUCAGAGAAAUGGAGGAUCGGCUUGAGCAUCCGGACACGGGGGAGAUGGUGCAAUGGACAGUGUUCCUCAUUUCCUUCUGGGGAGAUCAGAUUGGGCAGAAAGUGAAGAAGAUUUGUGAUUGCUUCCGCACACAAACAUUUGCAUACCCUGAGAGCACAGCUGAGAGAGAGGAGAUUCUCCAGGGACUACAAGGCAGAAUUGAAGAUAUCAAAUCAGUGUUGUCGCAGACCGAGGCCUUUCUGCAGCAGCUGCUGAUGCGGGCGGUGGCGGUGCUGCCCCAGUGGAAGGUGCGGGUGCAGAAGUGUAAGGCGGUCCAGAUGGUGCUGAAUCUCUGCAGCCCUUCCGUCACUGACAAAUGCCUGAUCGCUGAGGCCUGGUGUCCCACUGCCAAGCUGCCUGAGCUGCAAAGCGCUCUGAGAGAGGGAGGGAGGAAGAGCGGCAGUGGGGUGGACUCGUUCUACAACCGCCUGCCCUCCUCCACCUCUCCACCCACCCUGUUUCCACUCAACUCCUUCACAGCUGGUUUUCAAAACAUUGUUGAUGCCUACGGAGUGGCCAGCUACCGUGAGGUCAAUCCAGCGGUGUACACCAUAAUUACAUUCCCCUUCCUGUUUGCUGUGAUGUUUGGGGAUGUGGGUCAUGGUAUACUGAUGACUCUGGCGGCCCUCUGGAUGGUCCUUGAGGAGAAGGACCCCAAACUGAAGAACAACAACAAUGAGAUCUGGAGGAUGAUGUUUGGAGGGAGGUAUCUGAUUCUGCUGAUGGGACUGUUCUCUAUCUACACGGGGGCCAUUUACAACGAGUGCUUCAGCAGAGGCCUCACUACUUUCAGCUCAGGGUGGCACGUGGGCCCAAUGUUUGAGAAGAACAUAUGGAAUUCAUCAGUCCUGGCAGAGAACCAGUACUUGUCCAUGAAUCCUGUGGUGUCUGGUGUUUUCACCAGCCCCUAUCCAUUCGGCAUUGACCCGAUCUGGGGGCUGUCCAACAACAAACUAACUUUUCUCAACUCGUACAAGAUGAAGAUGUCAGUCGUCAUCGGUGUCAUUCACAUGACUUUUGGAGUCUGCUUGUCAUUCUUCAACUACUGGCACUUUGGCCAGAUAAGCAGUGUGUUCUUUGUGCUGAUCCCUGAGCUGAUCUUCAUGGUGUGUCUGUUUGGCUACCUGGUGUUCAUGGUGGUCUUCAAAUGGAUCGCCUACACUCCUGCCCAGUCCAGAAGUGCUCCCAGUAUUCUUAUCCACUUCAUAGACAUGUUCCUCUUCACAGACAACCCUGAAAACCCACCACUCUAUACGGGACAGCUUGUGGUACAGAAGGUCUUGGUGGUGCUGGCCCUGUGCUCCGUCCCAGUCCUCCUGCUAGGGAAGCCCACGUGUGAAUACAUCACGUUCAAGAAAAGACGACGUCAACUGGAGGAAGACAGACGUCCACUGGUGGCUGACGACGGCUCCAUCAACUCCCGUCAGGGGGAGGUGGAGGGAGGAGUUGCUGAAGUGGAGGAGUUCGAUGCUGCAGACGUGUUCAUGCAUCAGGCCAUCCAUACCAUAGAGUACUGCCUGGGCUGCAUCUCCAACACCGCCUCUUACCUCCGACUCUGGGCUCUCAGCUUGGCUCACGCACAGCUGUCAGAGGUGUUAUGGGUGAUGGUGAUGCGUAUUGCCCUGAAGUGGCAGGGCUAUGUGGGCGCUGUAAUCCUCUUUGUGGUUUUUGCCUUCUUUGCCAUGUUGACCGUCUCCAUCCUGCUGGUUAUGGAGGGACUCUCAGCUUUCCUGCACGCGCUCCGUCUGCACUGGGUGGAGUUUCAGAACAAGUUUUACAGUGGAUCAGGCUACAAGCUGAGCCCUUUCUCUUUCUCAUCUCUGAUCCAUGCAUCCGCUGCUAUAUGAUCCGCCAAACGAUUACUUAGGAUUGACAAACGGUUGUGUUAACUUAUGUAUGUUAUUGAGCACUUGGACUACAACUACACACUUCAGAAUGACUCAACAAUGGUAUUCUAUUGCCUAUCUGCUAUGAAAUGGUUUAAUUCACUACACAUGAUCAUGAUGAUAAAGACUGUUAUUUUUGCAUCAGGAGAAUGAGAAUGAGUCCACAUACAAUUAAUUAUGAUUGCAUUAUGAAAUGACAAAAUAUGCUUUUGUACCCCUUGCUAAUUUUUUUCCCCACUAUCAGUGUUAUCUACUGCUUUUUAAUUAAUCCUUCAGAAUCGAAAAAAUAGUACUACUUUUCAUUGUAUAAACAUAUAUCAUAGAUAUAAAUUAUGAAAAGGGAAAGCACAUCAAUUAAUGAGUCCUUCUGCGGUUUAAGGGAAUGUACAAUGGUUCUAUUGGUGUAUUGUGCUUUAAUUAGCAAGUUCUGUAGGAGUCUUUAAAUGAAAGCAGGGAAUUGUCUGAAUGAUCUUCAUGAGCCAAAGAUACGGUUCCUUCAUUGUCAUGUCUUCCAAGCACAACAGACAACAGGUAUUUAUUUGUAGUAAAUGUUUUUUCACGUGCCUUACUCGGACUGAGUGCUUGUUAAUCCACUGAGUCUUUUGGACAGAUCAUAACAGACAUCAUGCCACUAGUUUGAACAAAAUGAACAUUUAUCUCUUUUUUUUUCUGACAGUUUGCACUGUAAAAUGGAUCAAAUUUGAACUGAAAUUAAAUAUGAUUUUCUUGUGUAA